AUGGUGGAUUUGACGGGUUCAACCAAACUUCCUACCAAUGUAACUAGCAAUGUAAGCAACCAAGUUAAAAACGUUACCAAUUCGGCUGAUAAAGUCGAUAAUGGUAAAAAGGUUGAUAGUAGUAACAAAGUUGAUAAUAGUAAGACCGAUAAUAUCAAGACCGAUAAUAAGACCGAUAAUGUCAAAGUCGAUGAUAUUAAACCAAAUAAUAUUGUAGAUGAUGUCCAAGCCAAAACUGAUAAAGUCAAGACCGAUAAUGUUAAGGCCGAUAAUGCCAAAACCGAUAAUAAGACCGAUAGUGUUAAGACCGAUAAUUCCAAGACUGAUAAUGUCAAAGUCAAACCAGAUAGUAUUGUAGAUAAUGUCAAAAAUGACACGGUUAAUAAUGUUUCCGAUCUACCUAAUGCAGUUGACAAUACAGUUAAUAAUAAAGAUGUACCUGUAAACACAUCUAGUAUAAGUCCACCCAAGACGAUCAAAAACACAAUCAAAAAUACAAUCAACAAAGAUAAUCCAGUUAAUAAUAUAGUUAAUAAUACAUCUAGUAAAAUACCCGAAACGGUCGAAAACGUUGAUAAUACAGUCAAGGGUGUUAAUGAUAAAGUCAACAAAGAUAAUCCAGUUAACACUAUAGUUAAUAAUACAUCUAGUAAAAUACCAGAAACGGUCGAAAACGUUGAUAAUACAGUCAAGGGUGUUAAUGAUAAAGUCAACAAAGAUAAUCCA
This is a messenger RNA of Racocetra persica, 726 nucleotides long. The record is from the annotation of a GenBank genome assembly. Lineage: Eukaryota; Fungi; Glomeromycota; Glomeromycetes; Diversisporales; Gigasporaceae.